Molecule: messenger RNA, 2358 nt
Organism: Cyprinus carpio (common carp)
Lineage: Eukaryota; Metazoa; Chordata; Actinopteri; Cypriniformes; Cyprinidae
Product: gap junction alpha-8 protein-like
Exons: 2
Coding region: 805-1983 (392 amino acids)
Biological process (GO): cell communication
Cellular component (GO): connexin complex
Source: RefSeq, a predicted model, not a curated record
UGUACAUUGGUUUCAUGAUAGCAUGGAGUUUUAUAGCAAUAUCCUGAUGCAUUAUUGUCACAUGAAGAAAAAUCAAGACUCUUGCCAUGACUGAGUUUGAUUACACAGCGUUAUAAUCCAUUUAUGAUAAAAUAACAAAAUAAGCAUGGUUAAAUAUUUUCUUGAUUGGGAUUUAUGUUUAAAAAAGUGAAGCUAUCCUUCAAAAAAAAAAAAAAAAAAGAACAGAUGUAUCAUUAUGAUGUGACCACUUUCUCUGAUGGGUGUGGCAUAGCAUUAGCCUUAUGUCUAUAAAAAUCGACAUGUGAAAAAAAUUAUGCAUAAAGCCCACCUUACCACUUCCUGUGAGUCAAAUAGCCAAUGUUUCUGAGAAAUGUAACCAGAUUUUAUAAUAGCUGAUUAAUAAUGAUGCUGCUAAUUCAAACUUAAGUGACAGUGAAGUGAAUCUAAAUAGGUCUUGUAUGCUCAGAAUCAUGCGCCAUGUCAAGUUUACACUUUUAAAAUUGCCCUUUUCCCAAAGCCAGUGUCACAUAUGUUCCCGUUUUUGUGUUUGUGAAUCCUAUUGUACUACGCGUCACUGCAUGCAUCGCCCUCUGAAUAAAGGCUGUCUGGCUCCCAGCUUAAAUAUUGCAGCAAACUAAAAACCAACCAUCAGACUGGAUUCAUUCACUUCUGCUCACUCGGGCGACAAGGAUUGGAGGCCAUAGGUGGGAACCAGAGAGCAAAAAGUUCACUUCACACCACAGUGUGCCAAGGGAAGGGGAACACAAAUACUCUGGAGCUCUUACUGUGUGCUGACAGUCAACCAUGGGUGACUGGAGUUUUUUGGGAAACAUCCUCGAGGAAGUAAAUGAGCAUUCGACGGUAAUCGGUAGGGUGUGGCUCACGGUCCUCUUCAUCUUCCGAAUCCUCAUCUUGGGCACGGCUGCAGAGUUUGUGUGGGGCGACGAGCAAUCGGAUUACGUGUGCAACACGCAGCAGCCGGGUUGUGAGAACGUUUGCUACGACGAGGCCUUCCCCAUCUCGCACAUUCGCCUGUGGGUGCUCCAGAUCAUCUUUGUUUCCACACCAUCUUUGGUGUACGUGGGCCACGCUGUCCACCAUGUACACAUGGAGGAGAAGCGCAAGGAGCGGGAGGAGGCUGAGCUUAACAGGCAGCAAGAGUUGAACGAGGAGAGGCUGCCGAUUGCACCCGAUCAGGGAAGCGUCCGUACGGCCAAGGAGACGAGCACAAAGGGCAGCAAGAAGUUCCGUCUAGAGGGCACUCUCUUGAGGACUUAUAUCUGCCAUAUUAUCUUCAAGACUCUCUUUGAGAUAGGCUUUGUGGUGGGCCAGUACUACUUGUACGGCUUCCGAAUCCUGCCGCUCUACAAGUGCAGCCGUUGGCCGUGCCCAAACACGGUUGACUGCUUUGUCUCAAGACCUACCGAGAAAACAGUGUUCAUCAUCUUCAUGUUAGCUGUUGCCUGCGUCUCACUUUUCCUCAACUUUGUGGAAAUCAGCCAUUUGGGCCUGAAAAAGAUCCACUUUGUGUUCCGUAAACCCGUGCGGCCGCAAGUUGAGGGACCAGGGGCGGCCGAGAAGGCCUUGCCUUCCAUAGCGUCCUCUUCCAUCCAGAAAGCCAAAGGCUAUAAGUUGCUGGAGGAGGACAAAGCCACGUCGCACUUCUUCCCCCUGACUGAGGUAGGGGGAAUGGAGGCUGGGCGGCUGCCGGCUCCGUACAAGCCAUUUGAGGAGAAAACAAAUGAGACGACCACACCUAAUAAAGACGUGUCUAAGGUGUAUGAUGAAACGCUGCCCUCCUACGCCCAGACGACCGUGAUAGGACUGAGUGCAGCAGCGGGAGUUGUACGCAGGGAUGAAGAUGAGGACGAGUUGGCCAUCGAAGCAGAUGUGGAAGCCAGCGAGACGAUAGAAGACACGCGACCGCUCAGCAGCCUGAGCAAGGCCAGCAGUCGGGCAAGGUCAGAUGACUUGACGGUAUAAAUAAUAAAGAACUGGAUUAGAAGUGCAGCAGUGUAAUUUGUAGUUUUGGGGAAAGUGUCGAAAGUAAAAAUAAGAGAGAGAGAAAGAAAGUGGUGCCUUUUCAGUAACUGUUGCGACACUAUUAAUACCAGCUCUUUAUUUUGAGGAAGAAACCGAUUUAACAAAAUAAUGCUGUGCAAUUUUCAUAUGGAAACUUGAGAGCUUGAUUCUUUUUUUUUUCUUCUUCUUCUUCUUUUUUAUGCAGCAGUAUUUUUUGUACUGUUUUUAUCAAACAGUUAACAAACCAAAGUUAGAGAUCUGCAGCAGCUAGAUCUAUGUAGGGAGGAGGGAUUUAGAAAAAUAUGUGCUGUUUUUUUUUUUUUUUUUUUUUUUUUU